AGUGACGUCACUUCUGUGUUCGCAGGGAUGAUGCCACCGGGGAAUGUAAAACCAUUGAUGCCACCGAUGAAAACAUAAGCCAGCCUAUUUUUAUUUGCACGCAAACGAGUAACGGGCUAGCCAGCCAGCCAUGCAACCCAGAUGACAGCUAACGUUGAUACCUACGUCACAGGAAUGCAACAUAACACAAUUUCUUAAUUAGGUUAAUUUAGAACCAGGUACGUGUGAACUUUUCAACAACCCCCGUUCACUUGCUUGUACCCUUGUACGGAAACUGAAGUGGGUGAGCACCUCAAAGCAUAACAAGACUGACGCAAAACCAUGCUGCAAAAGAGGCGGAGGGAGGGGGUUGUGGGCUGGGCAUCAUCUGUGGGGUUCUGUCAGCUAAUAAGCUACGUUUGUAUCCGAAAUCAGACAUUUGGCGUGAAAUGAAUAAACAUAGCGCCUACGAUCUGAUCACCUUUAACAGAUUAAAGUGAAAAUAAAUUAUGGCUGAUAACGGUGAAGUGUGUCCUCACCUGGACUGUAUUGGUGAGGUCACAAAGGAAGAACUCCUACAUAAAUCAAAGGGGACCUGUCAGUCAUGUGGAGUGGGUGGUCCCAACCUCUGGGCAUGUCUGCAGUGUGACUGCCCUUAUGUUGGUUGUGGAGAGUCGUAUUCCGACCACAGCACCAUACAUGCUCAGGCAAAGAAGCACCAUCUGACAGUGAACCUCACCACAUUCCGGAUCUGGUGCUAUGUGUGUGAGAGGGAGGUGUUCCUGGAGCAGCGGCCCAUGGUGCCUGUCCCGGCCACCCACCAGUGCAAAUCCCCAGAGCAGGAUCUCUUACGUCAUUCAAGCAGUCAUCCCUUGAAAGCUGUGCCCAUAGCCGUCGCUGACGAAGAUGAGUCCGAAUCGGAGGAGGACGAGCUCAAACCAAGAGGUCUCACAGGGAUGAAGAACAUUGGGAACUCGUGUUACAUGAACGCUGCCCUGCAAGCCCUCUCCAACUGCCCUCCUUUAACCCAGUUCUUCCUGGACUGCAGCGGAUUGGUCCGAACCGAUAAGAAGCCGGCUCUGUGUAAGAGCUACCAGAAGCUCAUUUCAGAGCUUUGGCACAAGAAACGGCCUAGUUAUGUUGUCCCCACCAGUCUGUCUCAUGGUAUCAAGCUGGUAAAUCCCAUGUUUCGGGGCUACGCCCAGCAGGACACGCAAGAGUUCCUGCGCUGCCUGAUGGACCAGCUGCACGAGGAGCUGAAGGAGCCCCUGAGGGAGAGCAGCGGCGGCAUGGGCGACUCGGGCACCGAGGCGGGCGACGGCGGGGCGCGGGACGGCGACCGCAGCCCCUCGGAGGACGACUUCCUGUCCUGCGACUCGGGGUCCAGCAGCGGGGAGGGGGCCGAGGGCCGCGGGGCCGGCGAAGCCGAGCUGCUCAUCCAGGAUGAGUGCGGAGGGGUGCGAGUGUCCUCCGCGUCCACCAGCGGCGGCGGCGGCGGCGGCGGUCCCACCGGGAGGGGCAUCUCGGAAAAGGAGCGGCUGAAGGAGCGGAGGGUGUCGGGGUCGCCGCUCCGCGGGGCGUCCCAGGAGAUGGACGAGGAUGCGGACGUGGACACGGCCGCUUCUCAGGAGGCCAUGGGGGAAAGGGAGCCCGAGGAGAUGGCGGUGCCCUGCAGCACCCCAAACCAGGCACAAGCCAACAGCACUACAGAGCCUGAUAACGAGGCGUCGAUGCACCAUCCUCCAUCGCGGCCCUGUAGUCCCGCCCCCAUCGCCCAGGAGCUCCACCCCAAGCUCUCCAGCAGCCCACCCAGGUCCAGCCCCCUGAGGUCAGCCUACUCUCUCAAGAAAGCUCAGGCUAUCAUGGGCCCCAGAAAGAAGAAGCAGUCUCGGUACCGCAGCGUGAUCUCGGAUAUCUUUGACGGUUCAAUCUUGAGUCUAGUUCAGUGUCUGACAUGCGACAGGGUUUCCACCACUGUGGAAACAUUUCAGGACUUGUCCUUGCCGAUUCCAGGGAAAGAGGACCUAGCCAAGCUGCACUCUUCCAUCCACCAGAAUGCCCCAGCCAAGACAGGCGUAUGCGCAGACACCUACGGCACUCAGGGCUGGAUCGCCUACAUUAUGGACUCCAUACGCAAGUUUGUGGUCUCCUGCAUCCCCAGCUGGUUUUGGGGGCCUAUGGUGACCCUAGAGGACUGCCUUGCUGCCUUCUUCGCUGCAGACGAACUGAAAGGUGACAACAUGUACAGCUGUGAAAGAUGUAAAAAGUUAAGGAAUGGAAUUAAAUACUGCAAAGUACUAAGACUACCUGAGAUUCUCUGCAUUCACCUGAAGCGCUUUAGACACGAGGUCAUGUACUCCUUCAAGAUUAACAGCCACGUGUCGUUUCCGUUGGAGGGCCUCGACCUUCGACCUUUCCUGGCCAAAGAUAGUCCCUCUCAGAUUACAACCUAUGACCUCCUGUCUGUCAUCUGUCACCACGGCACCGCAGGCAGUGGUCACUACAUAGCCUACUGUCAGAAUGUGAUUAAUGGUCAGUGGUAUGAGUUUGAUGACCAGUACGUUACUGAGGUGCAUGAAACAGUGGUGCAGAACGCAGAGGCCUACGUCCUGUUCUACAGGAAGAGCAGUGAAGAGUCGGUGCGGGAGCGUCAGAAGGUGGUGGCCCUGGCCAACCUGAAGGAGCCCAGCCUGCUGCAGUUCUACAUCUCCAGGGAGUGGCUCAACAAGUUCAACACCUUCACCGAGCCCGGCCCCAUCAGCAACCACACAUUCCUGUGUCAGCACGGAGGAAUUCCCCCCACAAAGUACCACUACAUCGAUGACCUUGUGGUGAUUCUUCCCCAGAAUGUCUGGGAGUACCUCUACAACAGUUUUGGUGGCGGGCCUGCCGUGAACCACCUCUACCUGUGUGCUGUCUGUCAAAUCGAGAUUGAGGCUCUUGCCAAACGCAGGAAGAUGGAGAUUGACACUUUUAUCAAGCUAAAUAAGGAGUUUCAGGCCGAGGAAGCGCCAACAGUGAUUUUAUGCAUCAGCAUGCAGUGGUUCAGAGAGUGGGAGAGCUUUGUCAAGGGGAAAGAUAACGAGCCCCCAGGCCCCAUUGACAACAGCAAGAUUGCUGUGAUGAAGGGGGGCCACAUACAGCUCAAACAAGGAGCAGACUAUGGUCAGAUCUCUGAGGAGACGUGGCAGUACCUGCUCAGCAUCUAUAGUGGAGGCCCCGAGAUUGCCGUCAGACAGGCCGUCAUUUCCCAGGAGCCAGACGGCCACGGAGAGCGCAAGAUAGAGGCAGAGACCAGAGCACUCUGAAAGAGCAGGUGGAGGCAUGUUAACCCCCGCCCCGCCCUGCCACCACCACCACCCCUCCUCUCCCUCACUGAAGCCUUCACUCCAUAGCAUCGCUGGAGCACCCAUCCCCCAGGGGGUUUCUCACCUGCACGAGAGGAGAGGAGCCGCAGCUCGCUAAAUUACUCCUAGAUUAGGCGACGGUAUGUUGUUUCAUAGGUGAUGAAUACAUGUUAAGGUAGCGAGGAGCAUCUGAAACCACACUCUGGGAGGAAGAGCGGAGAGGGAGAGGAGAGACUUAUCACGCAGAGGCCAGCAUGUUGAAAGUGAGCCGAAAAGAGGAUUUCUACCAAGACACUUAAAUGUAUAUACAUACAACAUGUGGGCAACUUACAGAGCACGCGCGCACACACACACACACACAGUUUCAUCUGCGUUUGAGGAGUCUACUGUGAGGCUCUCAGAGGGUGGAUGAUGUAAGCUAUAAAGCUGCUGCCUGAUGACUGCUGCGCUGAACAUUAACCCCCCCCCCAAUGCGUUAAGCAUGUCUGCACAAGGGCACAAUGGCCUUCAGUUAUGAGUGCUUAAGGGUGCUGUACAGUGGGAGGCAAGUAGAGCUACUGUCCUGAGGGGUGUGUCAGAGUACGGGUAAAAAUGGAGAAAGGGUUCUGUAGGGCAUGGUGGGCUUUUUAUUCUAGCAUAAUUAGGGCCGUUUUCAAAAUGGCAAAUUAUACAUUUAUUGUGUUGUAAAAUGCCGAGAUGAUUCAAAAUCUGGCCUUUCACAGUUGUGCAAGACCCCUUGUCCCAUAUUGUGGAAGUCUGAUUGCGCCACAGGGCCAGUCAAGUGUCAGUUGUUCAGUUCCUCUUGCCCUUUGCUACCAGCUCCGGUUUUGUGGUUAGUGAUGGAACGUUCAGGGCUCUCCCUGCAUUGUUUGUGUCUUGCUGUCAUUUUAAUUGAAUUUUUACAGAACACUGGAACCUAAUGGACACAUCAUCCUCAGCCAUGGGGUUCUAUAGGCAGGUUGAGGCUAGUCAAUGGCUGACUCAGUGUACGUUUUGAUUAGUUUAACUGUUUCUCCGCCAACAAUGAACACACCUCAACAAACCAGCGAGACUCAACCAAAAUAGAAAUUCAAAGCCUCGUUCCUGCCAUUUCUGAUCUGAUGUUGAAGACCGUAGUCAGUUGCUGGCCACUAUUUGGUUGAGUUCACCAAAGAAAAAGUUCAACAUCUGGUAUUGAUUUCCAAAACUUGCCUGGAGAAUAUCUGGUGUUUUCUUUUUUUUUUUUUUUUUUUUUUCUUCUUUUGUUUCAAUCACAUACUGGGCACGUGCAAUGUUGGUCAAUAUCUAGUAUGUAUAACUGAAAAGAGUGUGGCACUAAAUUCUACUGUUAUUAAAGAGCUUAAUUAGAUUGAUCUUUGUUAAACUUAUUGAGUGUAUCUCUCUAUCCAUGAACAUUGAUGACAUAUGACAUAGCCAUUACAUUUCAAAUUAAUGUCAAGACUUGACCUAGUGAACUAAUAGAUAUUGUAUAACAGUGUCUUUGGUUGAAGUCCCAGGUGAUCACAGUUUUAAUGCUGGCAUAUUUGCGUCAAGGUUGACUAAGCUUCUUUUUGAGUGUCUGUUUAUUGUCUGUUUAACUGUAUUGAAAUUGAGAGUGAAUAAAGCCUGUUCUUUCA
Molecule: messenger RNA, 4942 nt
Organism: Alosa alosa (allis shad)
Lineage: Eukaryota; Metazoa; Chordata; Actinopteri; Clupeiformes; Clupeidae
Gene: usp20
Product: ubiquitin specific peptidase 20
Exons: 26
Coding region: 489-3287 (932 amino acids)
Biological process (GO): protein deubiquitination
Molecular function (GO): cysteine-type deubiquitinase activity; zinc ion binding
Source: RefSeq, a predicted model, not a curated record